AUGAACGGCCAUUCUGAUAUCGUCAGCGUUCUCAACGGGAUUAGUCCCGCUUCCUUGGAGAAUGAAGACCAGAGAACCCGGGCUCUCCUGGCGGCAUAUGCCCUCGUGGCACGACUGGAGACGCCAUGGGAAACCACCGCUCGACUGUGUAUGGGCCAGCCUGCUCUGGGAGCAGCGUUGAAGGUGUGCAAGGACCUCGAGCUGUUCGAAAAGUGGGAUCAGGCAGGAAAUGAGGCUAUGACUGCGGACGAAUUGGCCAAACUCACGCCUUGUGAGGCUGCUCUGUUGGAACGUCUUCUCCGCCAUCUUGCCUCCAACCAUAUGCUCCACGAGCCAUCAGUGGGUGUGUUCAAGCCAACUUCAUUCACCAAAUCACUACUACAACCUGUGUUUGGAGAAUGGAUUAAUCAUUUGUAUGACGCUACGUUGCCCUGCUUCUUUCGAAUGCCAGAGUACCUGGCCCAAACUGGGUACAAGGUUCCUCUGGAUCCGGCGAACGGGGUUUUCCAGUAUACCAAGGACUGGAAAGGUGACAUGUUCCACUACUAUGAAGCUCAUCCUCGUGAGGGCGAGUCCUUUAACCACGUCAUGGGAGGUGUCAUGGCCCAUCAGGCUGGGUGGUUGGAUAUCUUCCCGCAUGACCGUGUGUUGGAGACGGCGGCCGAAGGAACCCCUCUGGUGGUCGAUGUGGGUGGUAACAUCGGGCAUGAUAUGGACCGAUUUCUCCAGGCGCAUCCGGAAACCGCCAGUCGCCUGUAUUUACAGGAUCGUCCGGAGGUGGUCAAGCUGUCUAAAUGCCCUGACCCAGUGCACAAGAUGGGCUACGAUUUCUUCACGCCUCAGCCGGUGAAGGGGUCUCGGGUCUACUACAUGCAUGGCGUCCUUCAUGACUGGUCCGAUGAGCCCGCGCGCAAAAUCCUGGCCAUGCAGCGAGAGGCGUUGACCCCCGGAUACAGCACCCUGCUGAUUCACGAUCAUAUCGCGCCCCGUGCGCUGGCCCAUCCGCAUACCACCGCGUACGAUCUGACCAUGAUGGUGAUGGUGGCCGGAACGGAGCGAACGGAGGAGCACUGGGCGACGUUGCUGCAGUCGGAGGGAUACAAAGUUGUCAAGGUCUGGAGAUCUCCGUUGGCCGUGCAGGGGAUCAUUGAGGCAGAAUUAGCUUAG
Molecule: messenger RNA, 1167 nt
Organism: Aspergillus pseudotamarii
Lineage: Eukaryota; Fungi; Ascomycota; Eurotiomycetes; Eurotiales; Aspergillaceae
Product: S-adenosyl-L-methionine-dependent methyltransferase
Exons: 4
Coding region: 1-1167 (388 amino acids)
Molecular function (GO): O-methyltransferase activity
Source: RefSeq, a predicted model, not a curated record